Molecule: messenger RNA, 1302 nt
Organism: Fulmarus glacialis (Northern fulmar)
Lineage: Eukaryota; Metazoa; Chordata; Aves; Procellariiformes; Procellariidae
Gene: WDR76
Product: WD repeat domain 76
Exons: 11
Biological process (GO): regulation of DNA damage checkpoint
Cellular component (GO): nucleus
Molecular function (GO): DNA binding; protein binding
Source: RefSeq, a predicted model, not a curated record
GAUGGAUACUCACAGUUAUCAGCUUAUGAAAGGAAAAGACUAAAGAACAUUACAGAAAAUGCUAAAUUCUUUGCUGCUUUAAAGCUACAUGAGUCAGCUGCAAGACUUCACCAGAUUGCAACUAAAAGACAAUCUCAUGUCACCAAAAGAGCUAAGCCUAAAAAGGCAGAAGAUGAAACAGUACGUCGAAGAUCUAUGCGCUUACAAAGAGUAGAGCCGUCAGGAAUUCCAAUGCCAGAGAUGCCUGCCCAGCCAGGAGCAGAGGAAUAUAUGAAAGCUAACGAUACCGAAAAGUGCACACGUGACAUGAAGAGAUACCAGGACAGCCUGAACAGCAUGGUCCUCAGUGAAGAUAACAUUAAAAAGGUUGUGAAAUACCGAGUGUGUUCUAUGGCUAUCCAUCCUUCUGAAAGCAUCAUCUUUGUGGCAGCUGGAGACAAGUCCGGGCAGAUCGGUCUCUGGAACGUGGUGAGUUCAUCUUCUGAAGAAGGAGCACAUGUCUUUAUUCCACACAACUACCCGGUCAGCUGCAUGCAUUUUUCUCCAUUUAAUCCUGCUCAGUUGCUGUCUCUAAGCAAUGACACUCUGCGGUGUGGUGACGUUACUAGAACUGUCUUUGACGAGAUAUGCAGAAGCGAAGAAAGCUUAUCUUCCUUUGACUUUUUGGAAGAUAAUGCCUCCACCGCAAUAGUAGGACACUGGGAUGGCGACGUCGCUGUUGUGGACAGACGGACGCCAGGAACAUCUUCAGAGCUUUCUGCAGACAUUGGCUUCAAAAGAACAAGGACAGUCCAUGUUCACCCAGUGAAUAAACAGUAUUUCAUUGCUGCUGGCUCAACGGAUGUUUGUAUUUAUGAUGUUCGAUACCUGAAGUCUAAUGGGAACAAGCCUGUGAGCUCUCUUAAAGGACACACAAAAAGUGUUGCUUCUGCAUAUUUCUCACCUGUAACUGGGAACAGAGUAGUGACCGUGUGUGCGGAUGAUAAGCUGAGGGUCUAUGACACCACCUCUUUGUCGUCGACAGCUGCAGUUCUCAGUACCCUCAGACAUAACAAUAACACGGGACGCUGGUUAACUAGGUUCAGAGCAAUAUGGGACCCUAAACAGGAAGACUGCUUCGUGGUGGGCAGUAUGGCACGACCGAGACAAAUAGAAGUCUUCCAAGACACUGGAAAAUUGUUGCACUCUUUUUAUAACCUUGACUGCCUUGGUUCCGUGUGUUCCAUUAAUGUGGUUCAUCCCAGUAAAAACAUUUUAGUGGGUGGCAACUCCAGUGGCCGCCUUCAUGUGUUCAAAGAAUAA